Anopheles stephensi (Asian malaria mosquito) is the source of this 530-nucleotide messenger RNA. Its product is annotated as cuticle protein 12.5-like. The coding region runs from base 94 to 450 and encodes 118 amino acids. The transcript has 2 exons. NCBI's taxonomy places the organism in Eukaryota, Metazoa, Arthropoda, Insecta, Diptera, Culicidae. The record is from RefSeq and is a predicted model, not a curated record.
GUAUAUAAACGAGGUGACAGCUGUGCAGUAGACAUCAGUCAGCACAUCUCGUCAAUCGUAUCGAUUCCAUCGAAGCCCAAACCAACCAUCAACAUGUUCUCCAAAGUGAUGAUCGUCGCUCUGUUGGCCGUCGUUGCCAGUGUCAGUGCCAAGCCUGGUGCAUUCCUGCCGGGUGCUCCACUCGCCUACACCGCUGCCGCCCCGCUCGCCUACUCUGCCCCUCUGGCCGUUGCUCCAGCGGCCGUUCCAGCCGUCGCGUACACUGCGGGAUACGCCAAUGUUGGAGAUUCGGCCGUUGUCACGUCGCACAACUCGCAGGUCAUCAAUCCGGCCUAUGCCGCCUACUCGGCCGCUCCGUUGGUGUCUGCUUAUGCUGCGGCUCCCGCCCUGGCUUCCCCGUUCGCCUACAGCGCACCUCUUGCCGCUGCUGUAGAUAAGUACGUGCUGUAGAUAGGUUCCUGAUCUUUCUCUUCGCCACCGUUGAUGUGCCAGUCAAAUGAAUAAAAACUUUUGAAUUGUAAAUAGCUCAA